This is a messenger RNA of Tarenaya hassleriana, 3698 nucleotides long. Its product is annotated as poly(A) RNA polymerase cid14-like. The coding region runs from base 1683 to 3437 and encodes 584 amino acids. The transcript has 8 exons. The record is from RefSeq and is a predicted model, not a curated record. Gene Ontology annotation, molecular function: nucleotidyltransferase activity. NCBI's taxonomy places the organism in Eukaryota, Viridiplantae, Streptophyta, Magnoliopsida, Brassicales, Cleomaceae.
UACAGUGAAUUUCAGGACAAAAAAUGGCGGAUUUGGGUUUUUAUAAACUUUCCAUAAAAUGCUUUUUUAUUAAUUUAUAUAGCCAUAAUUUCCUUGUUUCAUACGGUGAGAGAAACCCAUUUUCUUUUUUUUCGGUUUCUUUUUUGUUUAUUUGAUGAUUGCUGCGGUUUUUGUUUGUAUGUCUGUUUUCUUUCCCUUUUAUGAUGUGUACGCUAUGAUGGUUUUUGCCUGAAUUUCGGUGAGUUAUCUUCGUCUCUCCUUCUCCAGUAUCAUACGAGAUUACUGUCUGUAGAGAUGAUUCUGUAACGUUUUGUGCAGGCGUUGUUCAGACAAAGAUCUGAACUUUCGAUUGAACCUCUUCGUGGGUAAAUGGUUUCUCUGUCUUUUGCUUCGAUUAAUCGCGUUAGCAUUCGCCAUAUUUUUUGUGGGUUUAAUUCUUUUACUGUACACCUGUUUAUCUGAAACAAUCGAAUUCGACGAAGCAGAACAUGCUUUGAGAUUGUCAUGAUAACGUUAAAUCUCGCUAGGGUUUGUGGUUUCUGGUCUAAAUUUGUUCUUGCAUUUGACCUUUGCCCGCCAUGUUCUUUUCUUUUCUUCUUUUUUUUCCUGGUGAUGUUUGCCGAUCCCAAUGGAAAAAGCUGACUUUUUUUAAACCCCUUUUGUCUUGUUUCUUUUUUUCUUCUUUUUUUUUUUUCUGUUCUUCCCAGCCGCCUUCGUGGUCCUCCGUAAAACAUUAAGUAUCCAAACAAAUUCUCGGGUUUUUUUUUUCUUUCCAAAAUGCUGAUUCUUCUGAAAAUAUGAAGCGGGUUUAAUUAAAACACCAAGUCCUGUUGCAGAGGUUGGAUUUUUUUUUCCUUAUUGUCAUAUGGGCUUCCUUUUGUUUUGGCUUGUUUCAGCUGGAAUUUCUUCGGUUUUGUGAGAUUAGACCAAAGAAUCUCAUGACAUAUGGACUAAAACUACAGGUAAUCUUCCGAUGCUUCACGUAGUAUUGUACAUUUCUGCAUCCACGAGGCGGAGGGAGUGUUUCUGAGAUAAUUUCUGUGCACACGUAAGGUGAAAAGCUUGAGUUUUUUUUCAGAGAGGAAUAUCAUCUGGUUUCAGUCAAAUUCUUGAUGGGUUUUUACUUGAAACAGCAGUAUUAGUUUCGAGGAGGACCUAAGUGUUGGGAUGCCUGUUCUUUUGCAUUCACUAUCAGUUACAUCGGUCAUGUGUUGUGUUUUGCUCUGUUUCUUUACCUAAACUAUGAACUCUCAUUGGCAACCGUCAAGCCGGACAUAGGAGUAAUCACACUGCCCCAUUGGCAGGAGAAUUUCUAAACCAUCCAUUGACGGAAUUGAGAAAUCAGAUGGGGGGGAAAAAAUCUUGUUCCUUUUUCUUGUACUUGGUGUGAAACUAACCUGCCUCAUUUUCUCUUUUCCCAUUCUCUCUGUUUAUGGCAUCAAUCAUCUUCUUCUACCCUGUUUUCCCAUUCCUUAGGUUGAAGUGAUUUAUCCUCGGGAGUGUUUUUCUUGUUUUCCAUGAAACGGUUUGCUAAAGGGUUCACUCGAAUUCUUCACUUUGCUUCCAUUUCUUCUCUGUAUAAUGGUUUGUAGAUGUCUUGAUAUGUCAACCUCGCACGAGUGGCACAGUGAGUGAGGAUUCCCAAGUUAUCAAUGUGAAAGUAGUUUGAGAUUUUUUUGGACAUGGGAGAUCUUCAAGAAGAGAGGUUGUCAGUCUCUUCCUCAUCAUCCUCGUCAUCAUCAUCAUCUUCCUUGCUGUCAUCAAGAAAACCACCUCGGACAGAAUCACUGUUGAUAGAAGGGGAAUAUUGGAUGAUUGCCGAGGAGAGGACCAGGGAGAUACUAUGCACCAUCCAGCCGGUUCUUGUUUCCGACAGAAGUAGGACUGAAAUAAUCGAUUAUGUCCGGAAUAUAAUCAAAGCUCAUCACGGAGUUGAGGUCUUUUCAUUUGGUUCAGUGCCACUGAAAACCUAUCUGCCCGACGGCGAUAUUGAUCUGACGGUCCUGAUUCAUCAAAACAAGGAGGAAGAAUUGGCUGAUCAAUUAUGCAGUAUGCUUGAAGGUGAAGAAAAGGAAUCUGAUUUCCAGGAAACCGAUCAUUUCCAAGCAACGGAUGUUCAGUAUAUCCGUGCUCAGGUCAAGGUCAUAAAAUGUAAUAUCAGGAACAUAGCUGUGGACAUCUCCUUCAACCAAAUGGCCGGACUCUGUGCUUUAUGUUUCUUGGAGCAGAUCGACCAACUUUUCGGAAGAGACCAUCUAUUCAAGCGUAGUAUCAUCUUGAUCAAAGCGUGGUGCUAUUACGAGAGCCGUGUUCUUGGUGCUAACACUGGACUGAUCUCGACAUAUGCCUUGGCAGUAUUAGUCCUGUACAUCAUCAACUUGUUUCAUUCUUCGCUGUCUGGUCCUUUAGCUGUCCUGUAUCGGUUCUUGGAUUACUAUGGUUCGUUUGAUUGGGACAAUUACUGUGUCAGUGUCCAUGGUCCUGUCCCAAUCUCUUCUCUUCCAGAGGUUAAUGUACCUCCAGAAAUUAACGGGUUUGAGUUGUUGCUCGACGAGAAGUUUUUCAGAGAAUGCACUGAACUAUAUUCGUUUCCGACAAAGGCUGUUCAUGAUUUUCCCGUCAAACAUCUUAACAUCGUGGAUCCUUUGAAACACAGCAACAACCUCGGGCGGAGUGUGACAAAAGGCAAUUUCCAACGCAUAAGACACGCCUUUUCGUUGGGAGCUCGAAAGCUCAGAGACGUUCUAACGCUACCCAUCGAAACAAUGGGCAGCAGACUCGAGAAGUUCUUUGCAAAUUCUUUGGACAGGAAUGGGAAGGGACAAAGACAGGACGUUCACAAUCCCGUCACCGCGUUUGGCACCGGGAGAUCAGAAUUAUCGGAACUGAAGGGAGACUUUGACGGUUAUUACAGGAGUCUUGUGUACGGGCAGUGGUAUCACGGGUCGAGUUGUCAGGUUCAGGACACAAGUGCUUGGAACAUAGUCCGUUGGUACGUGAACUGUCAGAAGAACGAGUUCUAUCACAAGGGUCUGAACGUAUCUACGCCAAUGCAGCCGCCUUAUCCUCUUACUAUUUCUCGUCUGCCCUCUCCGCCGACUAUACACCUUCAAAACACGGCAGAAUUGAGAGGAACCGGCACUUAUAUCCCUGACAUGAGUCAGAGGUGCUAUGCCGACGAUAAUAUGUUCAGACACACGAGUUCAGGAAACUCGUCAGCAUCGGUUCAGACAAGUCUGCUUCUGAAAUCAGAUGAGCCUAGUGAUGGUAAGUUGGAAGAAGAUCCUGCCAUGGCGACCAGAGAUGAUGAAACUGGCAAUGGAUGCAGUCUCUGUAGAGAAGAAGAAGAAUCUACGAGGCCCGACACCUGUGACCCGGAUCAGCAAAUCCGGGUAUCGAUAUCGGGAUAUUCGUCCUCGAGGCUGUCGGCCAUGUGAAAGAGAUCCUUGCAAUCUGUAUCUGAUUAUUUCACCAGACAAGAAACACAAACAAUGGUUUCUGACUGAGGAGUUCUAACCAGAUGGGACAGUCAGCUUCUGUAGGGAUUCAACAGAGAGAACAACUUGCAAAGGACUGUUUUCUGUUUUUUUUUUCCCAGAUUGUCUUUACUUCCAUCAUGUUUUUUUUUACAGUGCAAGAAAGAAAACAAUACUGCAAAGAAACUUCUUCUUACAGUUAGGUAUCAAUUUUCGUCCGAA